Molecule: messenger RNA, 348 nt
Organism: Rhagoletis zephyria (snowberry fruit fly)
Lineage: Eukaryota; Metazoa; Arthropoda; Insecta; Diptera; Tephritidae
Source: RefSeq, a predicted model, not a curated record
AUGCCCGUUUUUGUACUGACCACCAAUCUUGGCGCGGACAAAAUUCCGUCCGGUUUUGGCGAAAAGCUGACCAAUGUAGUGGCGCAAACGCUCUGCAAGCCUGCUUCCUAUGUCGUCGUUCAGAUUAAUCCUGGCGCCAAUCUGUGUUUUGGCGGAGACGGACAAACUCCAGCUGGCAACUGCCGUCUGAGCAGCAUUGGCAGCAUUAGCAGUCAGCAGAACAAGAAAAGCUCGGAGAAGAUCAUGGGCUUUAUUGAGAAAGAGAUCGGAAUUCCAUCUGACCGAAUGUACAUUGAAUUUGUUGAUCUUAGCCCGGGAAAUGUUGGAUGGUCUGGCUCUACCUUUUAA